Abrus precatorius (Indian licorice) is the source of this 8414-nucleotide messenger RNA. RefSeq lists its product as uncharacterized. Bases 415 to 7602 code for a protein of 2395 amino acids. The record is from RefSeq and is a predicted model, not a curated record. Lineage: Eukaryota; Viridiplantae; Streptophyta; Magnoliopsida; Fabales; Fabaceae. The transcript is spliced from 7 exons.
AAAUAGGGAGAAAGAGGGGGGAAGAAACAUGAAGACAAGAAAAGCACGCCUUGGUUUGGCGUACUCCGAUUCAUUGUUAACUUUCUCUUUUAUGUUUCUCUCUCCCCGCUAAGAGUAGGGCUUCUCCUAUUGGUCGCGCUCUUAACCAUCACCCCGCUCUAUUUUACGCCCCUGGAGGUGACCCUCUUAUCCUACUCCCCCUUCCCAUUCAAACCCUAAUUUGAACCAAAACAGAAAAAAUUGAUCGAGCGAGAUCCCAGCCACGAUCGCAGCUGAACCCUCUCGUUCAACCUCUUGCUUCGUCGUUUUGAUCAUCAGGUUAGGGUUAGGGUUCGAUCACCAGGGAAUUACAAGCAGAAAUCAAAGGGUUAGGGUUUUCAUGCUUUGGCGAUUAACACUUGCGGUGCGACUGCGAUGGCGGCCAAUUCGGGCACCAAAUACGUCUCUGUGAAUCUUAACAAGUCGUAUGGGCAGCAUUCCUCCUCUUUCGGAUCCACCCGAACGCCGAGACCCGCCGCGCACGGCGGAGGAGGCAUGGCGGUUCUGUCGAGGCCUCGCAGUUCGCAGAAGGUUGCGCCUAAGCUUUCUGUUCCACCCCCCUUGAACCUCCCUUCGCUGCGCAAGGAGCACGAGCGGUUCGAUUCGUUGGGAUCGGGUGGCGGUCCGGCCGGUGGCGGCAGUUCGGGAACCGGCUCGAGGCCCACCUCGUCAGGUUUGGGCUGGACCAAACCCGUUACUGAAGAUGGGUUGCGGUCUGUCGAUGGUUUAGGCCGUGGAAGCAAAACGGUUGGGCCAGCCACCGCCGCCCCUGUUUCGGCGGCGGUUUUGCGAGGAGAGGAUUUUCCUUCUUUGCGGGCCACGUUGGUGUCUUCCUCACCUGGGCCUGGCCCAAACCAGAAGAUCCAGGAGAAUUCGAAUCAGAAGCCGAAAACUUUGGCUGAUGAGAAUGUAUCUGUUGAGGAGAAGAAGGGGGGUUCUUUAGCUGUCGAUGUGAACUCUCAGUUGAGUGUUUCUCGCAGUGUGAAUGUAUCUCUUAAUGAUGGCCACGAGGGUCGUGGUUUCGUUGGUUCCCGGGUUGUGAGCCAGAACUAUGGUGUUGGUAGGAAGCAGGAAGAGUAUUUCCCUGGUCCUCUGCCACUGGUUCGGUUGAACCCGCGGUCAGAUUGGGCGGAUGAUGAGCGUGACACGAGUCAUGGAUUGAUGGAUAGGAAUAGAGAGGGCAGGGAUCAUGGAUUUUCUAAGAGUGAUGCCUAUUGGGAUUUUGAUAUGCCUAGGGUUGGCGUUUUGCCGCAUAAGCAUGACAAAAGGGGACAGUUGAGGGGCAAUGAGGCUGGAAAGGUUUCCUCCAGUGAAGUUUCUAAAGUGGACCCUUAUGAUAGAAUGCGGCCCGAAGCGAAUUCUUGGAGGAGUUCGAAUUCAGCAUUUUCCAAGGAUGUGGGAAAUGAGAGGAAUGGAGUUGGUGUGAGGCCAUCCAGUGGUAGUAGAGAUGUAGGGAAGGAUAACAAAUAUAUUCCGUCUCCCUUCAGAGACCCUGUUCAUGAUGAUCCUGGAAAGAGGGAUAUUAUUGGUUAUGGUCAGGGUGGGAAACUGCCUUGGAAUAAUGUGAUGGAAUCAUACAGUGACCGUGGGUCUGACCGCAGUCGUCAUGUUGCUAGCGAGCAGCAACACAACAGAAACAGAAUGGAUUCUGUCCAAGGCUCAGUGUCAAGAUCAUCAUUUUCCUUGGGUGGUAAAGGACUUCCUGUUAAUGAUCCUCUGCUUAAUUUUGGUAGAGAGAAACGUACUUUACCCAAGAAUGAAAAGGUUUUCUUGGAGGAUCCCUUCAUGAAAGACUUUGGAGCUUCUAGUUUUGAUGGGAGGGAUCUAUUUUCAGCUGGUCUUGUUGGGAUGGUCAAGAAGAAGAAGGAUGUCCUCAAGCAGACUGAUUUCCAUGAUCCAGUUAGAGAAUCCUUUGAGGCUGAGCUUGAAAGGGUUCAGAGGAUGCAAGAACAGGAGAGGCAGCGAAUCGUUGAAGAGCAAGAAAGGGCAUUGGAGUUAGCUCGCAGAGAAGAGGAGGAGAGAUUAAGGCAAGCUAGAGAACAGGAAGAGAGACAGAGGAGGUUGGAAGAAGAAGCAAGAGAGGCAGCGUGGAGAGCAGAACAAGAAAGGAUUGAAUCUUUGCGGAAGGCUGAAGAGCAGAGGUUGGCAAGGGAAGAAGAGAAACAAAGGAUCCUUUUAGAAGAAGAGAGGAGGAAACAAGCUGCCAAACAGAAACUUAUAGAAUUGGAGCAAAGAAUUGCUAGGAGGCAGGCUGAAGCAGCCAAAAGUGGCAAUAAUGCUUCAGUUGUUAUGGAUGAGAAAAUGCCUGUGAUAGUGAAUGAAAACGAGGCAUCCAGGGCUGCUGAUGUGGGUGAUUGGGAGGAUAGUGAAAGAAUGGUUGACAGGAUAUUAACUUCCGCAUCUUCUGAUGCAUCAAGUGUGAAUAGGGCAUUGGAAAUGGGCUCUAGGUCUCAUUUCUCUAGAGAUUUAUCUUCUUCCUUUGUGGAUAGAGGAAAACCAGUUAAUUCAUGUAGAAGAGAUGCUUAUGAGAAUUGGAGCAACUCAGCAUUUUAUCCACAAGACCAGGGAAAUAGUCACAACAGUCCCCGUAGAGAUUUAUCAAUAGGGGGAAAGCCAUUUAUGAGGAAAGAAUAUAAUGGUGGUGCUGGAUUUGUUUCAAGGACUUAUUAUAAAGCAGGGAUGUCGGAGGCUCAUUUAGAUGAAUAUGCUCAUGUUAAACAACAGAGGUGGAAUCAAUCUACAGAUGGAGAUCAUCUUAGCAGAAAUACAGAGAUGGAUUCUGAUUUUCAUGAAAAUUUUGAAAGAUUUGGUGAUGGUUGGACGCAGAGCCGUUCCCGGGGCAAUCCAUUUCCUCCAUUCCCUGAGCAUACUUAUCCAAAUUCUGAAUCAGAUGGAUCCUAUGCCUUGGGGAGGUCACGGUACUCUGUUAGGCAGCCCCGAGUUCUUCCCCCUCCUUCCCUAGCGUCUGUUCACAGGACGUUCAAGAAUGAAAAUGAUCACCCUGGCCCUUCGGCCUUCCUAGAAAAUGAUAUGCAUUAUAAUCAGGCAGCAAGGAAUGAAUCUACGAUGCCAGUUAGUUAUGACAAUGGGAACCGCGGACAACCUGAUGCUGUGGAUCCCCGGCAAGAGACUACUGAGAACGAGGACCAUAAAGUGGAAACCGCACCAAGGUGCGAUUCUCAGUCUUCAGUCUCUGUUUCAAGCCCCCCUACUUCCCCAACACAUCUCUCUCACGAUGAUUUGGAUGACUCUGGAGAUUCCCCUAUGAUGUUGACUUCUGAAGAAAGCAAAAAUGGCCUCCUUUCAGCUCCAGACAAUGAAUCCAUUGUAACACCUGCCAGAGCUGGAAAUGAGAAUGUAGUCAUUUCAUGUGCUGUCUCUAGUGGCGAUGAUGAUGAAUGGACUAAUGAGAAUAACGAGCAGUUCCAGGAACAAGAAGAAUAUGAUGAAGAUGAAGACUAUCAGGAAGAAGAUGAAGUGCAUGAAGGAGAUGAUAAUGCUGAACUCAACCAGGACUUUGAAAAUUUGCAUUUGCAGGAGAAAGAAUUGCCCCACUUGAUGGAUAACCUAGUAUUAGGAUUUGAUGAGGGUGUUCAGGUUGGGAUGCCCAAUGAAGAAUUUGAAAGGACUUCAAAGGAUGAAGAAACUAUAUUUAUGGCACAACAGGGUUCUGGCAUCUCUCUAGAAGAACAUACAUCUUUUGAUAAUGCAUGCAAUGAUGACAAAGCCCUACAACCUGUUGGUGAUACCUCUCAGGUGAAUCUUAAUAGUGCUUCCAGUGUGUUCCAGGAAUCAGAGAAGCCAGCUCAAGAUUUGGUCAUUCAACCUAGUAAUGCUCAUUCAUCUGUGGCAUCUGAGAGUUUAGGUAAUGUGGAAGCUUCUAAUGGCCUGUCUACACAUCAUAGUGCAUCAACUUCAGUUACUAUUGCUCCUAAUUACUCAUCCUCUGGUCAAGCUGUUACCUCUAAUGUAGCUGCCGCUCCAAGUCAAGCUGAGUUGCCCAUUAAGCUUCAAUUUGGUCUUUUUUCUGGUCCAUCUUUGAUACCAUCACCUGUACCAGCCAUACAGAUUGGUUCUAUACAGAUGCCCUUGCAUCUGCAUCCACAGGUUGGUGCACCCCUCUCUCACAUGCACCCACCUCAGCCUCCUUUGUUUCAAUUCGGGCAGCUAAGAUAUACAUCUCCAAUAUCACAGGGGAUAAUGCCUCUGGGUCCUCAAUCAAUGUCAUUUGUUCAGCCUAGUAUACAAUCUGGUUUCUCUUUUAACCAUAACCCUGGAGGUAGAAUGCUUGUUCAAACUGGUCCAGAAACUUCUGAUUCCUUUAUAAAAAAUGAGAUCAGGCAUCAAGCUGUUGACAGACAAGGUAAUUCAAGAAACUUAUCUCAAGGUUUAGUGCCAAGUGAGGAUGCAGAAAAUAUUGCUGGAAUAAAGAAGGGUCGAAUUGAGCCUGCUCAUAAUGCUAGUAAUACCACCAGGACUUCUACAAGUUUUCAACUUGACAAGCAGGCAAGCCAAAAUGUAGUUGGAAAAGGCAGCAAUAUUUUGUCCAAUGCUAAAGAAUCAGAAGUUCGGCCUGUGUCUGGAGAUGCAUCACUUCAUUCAGUUUCAAAAGAGAAAGAUGUUAUGGAGUCGAAAGUACAAUUUCCUGCAUCUGGUGGUCGAGGCAAAAGAUAUGUCUUUACUGUAAAAUCUUCAAACUCAAGAUCAUCAGGUCCUGCUCCAAGGAUUAAUCGCCCAGACUCUGGAGGAUUUACAAGGAAGCCUCGUCGGAAUAUGCAGCGCACUGAGUUUCGGGUUCGGGAAAGUGCUGAGAAGAGGCAGUCUUCUAGUUCGGUUUUGACUGAUCAGUUUGGGUUGGAGAAUAAGUCAAAUGUCAAUGGAAGGGGAACAGGUAUAUCUGGAAGGACUGGACCCAGGAAGGCUAUGGCAAAUAAAUUGGGAAAACACAUAAUAGAAUCUGCUACGGAAAAUUCACAUGGAAUAGAUUCUGGAAGCAGAGCUGAAAAAAUUGAUAGAAAAGAAUCAACAAAGACUCAAACCAUCUCACAUUCUGGACAGAGUAAUCUCAAAAGGAACUUGUGUUCUGAGGAAGACGUUGAUGGUCCAUUGCAAAGUGGAAUUAUACGUGUGUUUGAACAACCUGGAAUUGAAGCUCCUAGUGAUGAAGAUGACUUUAUAGAAGUCAGGUCAAAGAGGCAAAUGCUAAAUGAUCGGCGAGAACAGAGAGAGAAAGAGAUUAAGGCCAAGUCUCGGGUUGCAAAGGUUCAACGAAAACAUCGUUCUUCACAGAGUGUUGUGACCAUGGCCAACUCUAGCAAAGGAUCCCUAACUACUGGUGAAGUGGCAAACACUAUUCGUCCUGAUUUUGUUGCUACGGAGAUGCAUGGAAUGGCCAAGAUUGAUGCCUCAUCUGGAUUUAAUUCAAGCAUAUUGUCCCAAGCAUUGCCUCCUAUAGGCACACCUCCUUUGAAAAUUGAUGCCCAGCCUGAUUUAAGAUCACAGAUAAGCAGGUCACUUCAGACAAGUCUCCCAGCUGUUUCUGGUGGUGAAAGGGACCCUGGGUCUAGUGUGAUAUUUGAAAGCAAGAACAAGGUUCUUGAUAAUGUUCAGACAUCUUUGGGCUCUUGGGGCAAUGUGCAAAUUAGUCAACAGGUAAUGGCGCUUACACAGACACAACUUGAUGAGGCCAUGAAGCCUCAACAGUUCGAUUCACAGGCUUCUGUUGGCAAUAUGGCUGGUGCUGUUAAUGAACCCAGUUUACCAACAUCAUCCAUUUUGACAAAGGAGAAAAACUUCUCAUCUGUGGCCAGCCCAAUUAAUUCCUUGCUUGCUGGAGAGAAAAUUCAGUUUGGGGCAGUGACAUCUCCGACUGUUCUUCCAUCUAGCAGCCGUGCUGUGUCUCAUGGCAUUGGCCCACCAUCUAGAUCAGACAUGCAAAUGUCCCACAACCUUGUUGGAUCUGAUAAUGAUUGCAGUCUUUUCUUUGAUAAAGAAGAACAUGGUAAUGAAUCUCAUGGUCAUUUAGAAGAUUGUGAUGCAGAAGCUGAAGCUGAAGCAGCUGCUUCAGCUGUUGCUGUUGCUGCCAUCAGUAGUGACGAGAUUGUUGGAAAUGGAUUGGGUUCUUGUUCUGUCUCUGUUUCAGAUGGCAAAAGUUUUGUAGCUGCAGAUAUUGAUAGGGUAGUGGCAGGAGUAGGUUGUGAUCAGCAAACAGCCAGUCAGUCUAGAUCUGAGGAGCCUCUUAGUGUAUCACUUCCAGCAGACUUAUCUGUUGAGACUCCACCAAUUUCCUUGUGGCCACCCUUACCAAGUACACAAAAUUCUUCAGGUCAAAUGAUUUCACAUUUUCCUUCUGUGCCUCCACAUUUUCCUUCUGGCCCUCCUUCUCAUUUUCCUUACUAUGAAAUGAAUCCUAUGAUGGGUGGUCCUGUCUUUGCUUUUGGACAACAUGAUGAGUCUGCAUCUACUACCACACAGUCACAGCCUCCAAAAAGUACUACAUCUGCAUCAAGGCCAAUGGGGAGCUGGCAACAAUGCCAUUCUGGUGUUGAAUCUUUUUAUGGACCUCCAACAGGGUUUACUGGGCCUUUUAUUGCUCCUCCGGGUGGCAUUCCUGGAGUCCAGGGGCCACCACACAUGGUUGUUUAUAACCAUUUUGCUCCAGUUGGGCAAUAUGGUCAAGUUGGCUUGAGUUUUAUGGGCACCACUUAUAUCCCGUCGGGAAAGCAGCCUGAUUGGAAACACAUCCCUACUUCUUCUGCCGUGGGGGCUGCUGAAGGGGAUAUGAACAAUAUCAAUAUGGCAUCUUCACAGCGGAAUCCUGCUAACAUGCCUUCUCCAAUUCAACAUCUUGCUCCUGGUUCACCACUUAUGCCGAUGGCUUCUCCUGUGGCUAUGUUUGAUGUUUCUCCUUUCCAGCCCUCUACUGAGAUGUCAGUACAAGCUCGAUGGCCACAUGUUCCAAAUUCACCACUUUCAUCCGUUCCUCUGUCAAUGCCACUGCAGCAACAAGAAGGAAUGCAGGCUUCUCAGUUCAGCCAUGGCCCUUCUGUUGACCAGCCAUUAAAUGCCAAAAGGUUUACCAGUUCUCGAGCUUCAACAUCUGACGGUGAUAGGAAUUUUCCUAGAGCAGCUGACAUGAAUGUCAACCAAUUGCCUGAUGAACUUGGAUUGGUGGAUACUUCAAACCCCACUGCUGCCAAGACUCCAGCACAGAGUGUUGUCAACAAGACUCCAUCUAUGAUCACCAUUACAGAUGCUGGGAAGGUUGAUGCGCAGAAUGGCAAUGGCAGCAAUAGUAGUAACCAGAAUGCAAGUUCUUUUAAGAGUCAGCCCUCACAACAAGCUAUUAUUUCUUCCCAGCAGUCUGACCAUUCCACAGGACAUUCUAAUUAUCAGAGAGGUGGUGUUUCUCAAAGAAAUAGUUCUGGGAGUGAAUGGUCCCAUCGUAGAGGGUACCAAGGAAGAAAUCAAUCUCUAGGUGCAGAUAAGGGCUUUUCCUCGACCAAGGUAAAGCAAAUAUAUGUGGCAAAACAGACUAUUAGUGGGGCAUCAACAGUGUCAUGAGGAACAAGACAUAUUAGUCAGUUGCAUUUGAAAAAACUGGUAAGGCUUUAUUAUUAAUUUUUGGUCUGGCAGAAAUAAAAGUUUUGAUUAAGCUUCUACGUGGAGUGUUAAGGCAGUUUGCUAGAGAUUUUUGCUGGCUACAACAAAUUCCAUACAAGCCAUCAUCAGGCUGCGUAGGGUUGGAUAGCUCUUUUGUUGUGCUCUCGUGGUUACUGGGCACUACUGUUUAGCAUGUCGACGUGGCUUGGUGGACGCUGUGUUGUUUUGCUAUGGUGUAUCGAUCAAGCAUGUUCGAUCUCUGUUUUCUUUGAACGGUAUAAAAACCAGGCAGAUUAUUUAUUUGGGUUCUGUGUAUCGAAACCAUUAGUUGUCCUCCUAUAUUCUUUUCAUUAUUAUAAGGGAAGUAUCAGUUUUGAGAAAUGCUACUUUUCUUGUCUACUCGUACACUUGGAUUUCAAGUAUUUUUAGAGCGCCGAGACCAAUUAGACGUUGACCAAGGGUUUGAUUUGGCUUUGAAUUUUAAUAAUUUUUAAAGGGAUGGAUGGGAGCUCCUGUUAAAACUCUGUUUGAUAUAAAAGUGUGAAUCUCUGCCCUUGCAGUCAUUGCUUGUCAUUGUCUUCCACUUUUUGGUGAAUUGAAGGUGUAAAGGCCCAACAAGGCAAAGACUUUAUUAUACUGCGGAUUAUGGGUUGACCUAAAACAAAAAACAAAAGCAGAAAGUUGAGUACGGGAACAAUCUGCAAAAUCUAUGUAGAGAAAUAAAAUAAGGCUGAAAAUCAAACCAGCUGACUGAGCCCAGUGUUUUUGGUCAU